AUGAAGCGUUUGUUGCGGAUCAGGGGAUAUAGAGUUGGACGCCAAGGUGCGGGCUCGGCCGCGUCACCCGCCCGCGCCCUCCCCGCUUCCGGUCUUCCUGACUCUGUCUUGACAACGGGUCCAGAUGAGGAGGAGGAGGAGGACGAGGAGGAGAGUGAGAUAGAUGCUGUGCAGGCCUGUUCUCACUAUAAAAUGAUUCCCUCGCGAACCCCCGUGUCUGUUCUCACCCUGCUGCGGAGGUCGCGACGAUCGAAAUGUCAUUAG
Spirometra erinaceieuropaei is the source of this 264-nucleotide messenger RNA. The record is from the annotation of a GenBank genome assembly. Lineage: Eukaryota; Metazoa; Platyhelminthes; Cestoda; Diphyllobothriidea; Diphyllobothriidae.